CUCAUUAGCAGAUUACCGCAGUAGUAGGUACCAUGACAACGAGGGCUCGUGCGUCUUAAGGAUAAUGCUGCUCUCUGAUUGGCUAAACGCGUAGGGCACAAAGUCCGUCAAGCAGGUAUCACAGUGCCACUCAUUUACCGCGUUCUCACUUGUACGAAAAGCAGAAGAUGCAUAACUGAGUAAUGUGGGGCGAUUCAAACAGAGCGAUAGAACAAUCUGUGCCACUAACUCCAGAUAAAUAGAGCACUAAGAUGCCCAAAAGCGAUACCUGGCCAGGUGGCACUGGAUUGGAGACGAUGAUCAGCAUGGAUAGUGCUGGCAGCUGUGACAGUGUUGUCAGCGCCAAUUCUGGCUUUAGUGAUGAUAGUCUGGAGCACCUGUCUGCUGAAGAGAAAGCCUGUCUCAUGUUUUUGGAGGAGACUAUUGAGUCUUUGGAUACUGAAGAGGAUAGCGGAUUGUCCAAUGACGAACCUGACCAACUGCCCAACCCUGGCAACCUUGCUACCAAGCUGGCUAACUUGUCAGCCUCCAUGAGCAAAACCAAGCUCAGCAGUUCACAGAAAAAUGCCUCUAAAGAAGCCAUGAAGGAAAAUGUUGACACCAAACCCACGCAGACCUACCUGGUUCCUACACCUCUUGUUGUGGCAAGUAGCUCUCUGUGUUCUGUAUCCAGUGCUAGGCCAGGUGUCCCUCCAGACAAAAACCUCUGCUCUCAGUCUCACUUUACUCCUUCAAGCAAAGGACCUGGUCGCAAACACAACCAGAACCCUGUUGCUACCCAGGAACCUUUAGAGGUUAAUGUUGUGAUACUACCUCCCACCAAAACCAGGGACUACUCAGUUAGGACAGCUGAAGGUCCUUUACCUAGAGGACCUCUGUCCUAUGAUGCACUUGUCCACCUGCGGAGGAGUGCCUCCACAAAGAAGACGCCUUUAUGUCCCACAAUUGAUCAUACUAUAGACUCGGACAAGCACCUUCCCGUUAGAAUGGAUGGUCUAAAGCCAAGAUCUGACAAAUCCCACUCAGAUGUUUCUACGUCUAAGACAAGUCCUCCAGUUGUGCCCCCUAAACCCAAAAAGAUUCCUGUCAACAUAUCAGUGAAAACACAAAACGAAGCAUCCACAACAUCAGACUCUUCCAACAGGAUCACUCAUGCAACAGACCCCAAGGUUGUGAGGCUGGAAGCUUUGCAGAAACUGGGCCUCUUGAAAGAUCAAGAGUCAGAAAAUGAGACAUUAGCCCCACUGCCUCCCCCUAAAUCUAACUCCUCUUUGAACACAACACCAAACAAAUUCACAAGAGGCCCAUCAAAUGCUAAUCCAUCAAGAAGCCCAUCAUUUUGUUAUUCUCAAGUGCCCUCAGAGCCCAAGAAUAGGCCUCUGCAGAGCAGUGCCAGUUUUCAUCACGUCUCCAGAAAUGCACAGCCGCCUGUGUCUGUAACUCAUCCUCAAUCCAAUGGGUUAAAAGCAUCUGGUCUGGAGCAAACCGCUACCCUGGACAACCACAGAAAUGGCGAAAACUGUCCUGACCCGAAACACAUCACAGUCACCACCUCAGUGAAGACCACUGCUGCAGUUCAGCCUCUACCCCACAACAACCCAAACUCAGUCAAAUACACUGCAAUGGUAGUUCCAGGUAUGGGAACUGAUCGAAAAGAAGCACUCAGAAAGCUUGGACUGCUCAAAGACUAAAACAGAUGAACAGCAGAUGUUCCGCUUGCAUAAAUGCAGUGCUAAGAAAGAGUUCAAGAUGACCAUCAGCUUAAAGAGUCAGAGCAUUAAGCGGGAACUUGGCACUCAGCACAUUGGCAAACAAAACAAGAGGAUGAAGAAGAAGAAAAGAAGGACAAUACCAGCACUUUUAGCUUAGCUCUUGAGAGCAUUUUUUUUCCAACUGUUCUUCUGUUAGGCAUGACUUGAUCAGCUACAGCAUGACUUCAAAUCAUAUAUAUGCAUAUGAGAAAAAUGGAAGCAGUUUGAACAUCAGUAUAGUGUUUAAGUAAUAGUCUUCACUUCUACAUCUCAGCAUUGGGUUGUUGAAUUUUUUACAAACACUUUUAUGCAAAGACACAAAUUUAUGUCUAGAAGAAAUAAUGUGUCCUGUGUAAGAAGCCUUAGCUUACACAUUUUCAAAUGGAUGGUAUUCUAAUGAAACAAGUCAUAUUGUGGCUUUACAUUAAUCUUUUUCCUUCCCCAUUAUAAUUGUAAGGAACAUGCUUCUCCACUGUACUUCUACUUAAAGGAAACAUC
Messenger RNA from Scatophagus argus, 2249 nucleotides. RefSeq lists its product as uncharacterized. Bases 252 to 1691 code for a protein of 479 amino acids. Lineage: Eukaryota; Metazoa; Chordata; Actinopteri; Scatophagidae. The record is from RefSeq and is a predicted model, not a curated record. The transcript is spliced from 4 exons.